Hevea brasiliensis (rubber tree) is the source of this 666-nucleotide messenger RNA. Its product is annotated as olee1-like protein. The coding region runs from base 39 to 530 and encodes 163 amino acids. NCBI's taxonomy places the organism in Eukaryota, Viridiplantae, Streptophyta, Magnoliopsida, Malpighiales, Euphorbiaceae. The transcript has 2 exons. The record is from RefSeq and is a predicted model, not a curated record.
AUCAGGAGUAACUUGAUCAAACAGCUAACUCCAGUAAAAUGGCAAGAAGCUUCACAUUCGGUGCCCUCAUUGCCUUGGCUCUUUGUUUCUCCUCCCCACUCAGCUUCGCCAUGGCAUCAGGAUUGUAUGUUGAAGGCAAAGUCUACUGUGACACUUGCCGCGUUGAGUUCGAGACCAAGCUCAGCGAGUUUAUUUCAGGUACUACGGUGAAGCUGGAAUGCAAGAACAGUGAGAAUAACACAAUAACAUAUGCAGUGGAGGGUGUAACUGGCGCUCAAGGCAAUUACAGGCUACCUGUCGAGGGUGAUCAUGAGGACGAAAUCUGUGAGGUGAGGUUGAUCAAAAGUGGAAUGGCAGACUGCACAGAACCAUUUAAGAGUGUUGAUCGUGCCAGAAUCGUCCUAACCAAGAACGUUGGAGUGGUGCAGCCAGCCCGCUACGCUAAUCCCCUUGGGUUCAUGAAGAAGGAAGCUAAUCCUGAAUGUGGAAAUGUUCUCAAGGAUAUGGGCUUCCUCCCUCUUAAUAAAUGAUUUGAUUUUAUUGGGCAUCAUUAAUUAAUGUGCCUGAUCUAAAUAAUUAAGGGUAUUUCCCCCUUUUUCUGACAUGUUUUGUAUUGACUAUCAGCGAUUAUCACAUUGAUGCAACUAUAGCAACUUUGCCAUACCA